Messenger RNA from Rhineura floridana, 3716 nucleotides. It is a transcript of the gene TRMT6, whose product is annotated as tRNA methyltransferase 6 non-catalytic subunit. The transcript has 11 exons. NCBI's taxonomy places the organism in Eukaryota, Metazoa, Chordata, Lepidosauria, Squamata, Rhineuridae. Bases 104 to 1546 code for a protein of 480 amino acids. The record is from RefSeq and is a predicted model, not a curated record. Gene Ontology annotation, biological process: tRNA methylation. Gene Ontology annotation, cellular component: nucleus; tRNA (m1A) methyltransferase complex.
AGAACCUCCGGAUUCCGCCUCAUUAGCGCAUGCGCGUGAACAGCAGUUCCUCUUCGCCCGGGAGCCGGCUUUGGAAGGGUGCGGAAAUCUGGAUGCGCGUGUCAUGGAGGAGAGUCCGAGAUCGGCCUCCGCUCACGUAAUCCGCGAGGGGGACUGCGCCGUCCUCAAACGAGACGAGGUUUUCAAGGCGGUUGUUGUGGUGAAGCGAAGAAAAAUUAUUUUUGAAAAACAGUGGUUCUGUCUGGAUAAUGCCAUUGGGCAUAUCUAUGGAACAACAUUUGAAGUGACCAGUGGUGGGAGCCUUCAGCCAAAGAAGAGGGUAGAAGAGACUACCACAGAAACAAAAGAAGCGGGUACAGAUAAUCGUAAUAUAGUGGAUGAUGGAAAGUCUCAAAAACUGACCCAUGAUGAUAUAAAGGCUUUGAAGGAUAAAGGCAUUAAAGGACAGGAAAUAGUUCAACAAUUGAUAGAAAACAGCACCACAUUCAGAGACAAGACAGAAUUUGCCCAACAUAAAUACAUCAAGAAAAAGAAGAAAAAAUAUGAGGCAGUUAUUACAAUCGUAAAGCCAUCGACACGUAUUCUGUCAACAAUGUACUAUGCAAGGGAACCAGGAAAAAUCAACUAUCUGCGAUAUGAUACUUUAGCCCAAAUGCUAACUUGGGGAAACAUCCGUGCUGGCAACAAGAUGGUCGUAAUGGAAACCUGCGCGGGAUUGGUCCUAGGUGCUAUAAUGGAGAGAAUGGGAGGUUAUGGAUCCAUUAUUCAAAUGUAUCCCGGAGGAGGACCCAUUAGAGCAGCCACAAGCUGCUUUGGAUUUCCAGAAUCCUUUUUCCAUACGCUGUAUGAGUUCCCUCUCAGCAAAGUGGACAGUCUUCUCUCUGGAACAUUUUCUUUAAAGAAACUGCCUUUAGAAUCUGAAGAGAAUAUGACAGUGGUUGAAGACAGCAAUGGAUCAGCAGAUGACAAGCAACUUUCCAUGCAAGGCACAGAUAUGGAAUGCAGUGCUGAGAUAGCUGUGGAGGGCAAGCAACGUGAAGAACAAGAAAUAAUGGACAUUCCAAUGGAGGCUGAAGCAUUUGAAGAUAAUAAAGCAAAGGGAACAACACAUGACAAGCAAAAGAAACAAGAGGAGAGGAGGAAAAAGCUGAUGGAAACUGCUGCUUUAUUGAAAGAUAAAGAUGCUGAUGGUUUAAUUGUUGCCAGUCGAUUUCAUCCAGCACCUUUAUUACUCUCGUUAUUAGAAUUUGUUGCUCCCUCGAGGCCUUUUGUUGUCUACUGCCAAUAUAAAGAGCCGUUACUGGAAUGCUAUACAAAACUGAGAGAGAAAGGCGGUGUCAUUAAUCUGAAACUUUCAGAGACAUGGUUACGAAACUAUCAGGUCUUGCCAGAUCGAAGUCAUCCCAAAUUAAUGAUGAGUGGUGGCGGUGGGUACCUACUGACAGGAAUCACCGUUAUCAAUGAGAGUAUAAAAUCCGGUGACUGCUCAGAAGAGACAGAUGAAGAGCCGACGUCUAAAAAACGUAAACUUCAAGAACACCAUUAACAUGAAGAAACUGUUUUUUUAGGACACGAAUGAUCCUCGUGUGCUGUUGCUAACUGUGUUUAAGAGCACAAAGAAGUGCAUUUUCCAACUCUAUUGCAGAGAAAGUUAUCCAUUUUAAGUGGGAUUGAAGAGGCAGUAUAGCAUUCGAAUCCUUUGCUGUCCUAUCUAACGCAUACACUGAUAGUGCCAUAGCGUCAAAAAUGUAUUCUAAUGUUCAAACAGUGAAAGACUUCAGGAUACAAGACUAACGUUUCCUGGAGUUAUUGCAAAAAUUGACUGAAACUUCAGUCCUGUUCUCUUUCCAAGUUUUGUUUUAGUUCAAAUCCUGUAUUUAUAACACCACUGCAGCUUAUCUUGGUUAAAAUCUGUUUUCUUUUUCUAAUUUAAACUCUUGAAAUAAAUUUGUUAUUACUAAGUGAAAUGGUAUUGUGAAAUCAUGCAGGAUGGGUAAAACAGGAUUGACACUAGAAAAUUGUGUGUUUUAUCUGUUCUGCAUACAAAAACUAAGAAACAUCAGGUACAUGUUUGUUAAUUUUAAAAUAACAAUGGGUUGUAUCCAACAUUAAGCAUACAUAGACUAGACCCAUUGAAAUUAAUGGAUGUGACUAACUUAGGUCCAUUAAUUUCAAUGGGUCUGUUCAGUAUAUUUUCACUUGCUAAUUUUUUAAAAAUGAAAAUUGGUUUCUAUCUUCUGCUUUCUAACAUGCCAUAACUGUAUAUUGUUAUGUAGGAUUCAUGAUCUGUAAACCUUCAUUUCAAUAAAUUCUAAGGGUUUUUUUGUUAUAAUAUGGGCUGCUGCCCUGGCUCGCUUCACUCGCCUUCCCCACUCCCCCCACAGAUCACGAAAGCUGCCCCCUUCCCCCCCCGUGGGUCGCCAAAGCUGCCCCUUUUGUAAGUGCCAUGCUUACAAAAGAUAGAUAUAGAAAGACAAGAUACUAUCUUUUCUUUUAAGUGUGAAAGUGUUGGUAGUGUAGAAACAUGAACAUAUUUUGCGAGCUGCAAUCACCCAUGGGGCUGUCUGAAGGAUCAGGGCAGUACAUAACACUCUGAAAACACAGCUCAGAAGUAAGGGUGCAUGUUUUUGAACUGAAUCUAGAACAUUUAAUAGAAGUAAAUGUUAAAAUGCAUGCAUAUCUGGGUGCAGGUUUCCUUUUAGGAAAAUGCUUUCAUCACUGCUUACACAUUUCUCCAUAUCCUAUUGCAGCUUUAAGAACGGAGCAUCUGAUUUCACCAACUGGCAACCCUUUCUAACGCUGUCUGGGCAUCUAUAUAUUCAGACCAGCCAACUAUGUUGGCUCUCCCAAGGCUGCUUGUUCAAAGCAGUGGCAACAGAAGCAAAUUUAUCAUUACAUAUCGCUGUGUUGCCUUUGAACAAUGGGUCCAUCAAGAAUUUAGCAACAAGGCUACAGCGGCAGUCACUUGGUUAUUGCUUCAGUCUCUGCUGUUGCUACCAUUUCAUAUGUUGUCAUGGGUUGGGUGUUAGAAGGAGAGCAGAUGUGGCCACAGGUGAGCCACAGUUUCACACAUUCCUGCAGCCUAUCUGCUCAAGUGGGGCCUUUUGAUGGCUGGCUGAAGGAGGUAGGAAGCCCUUCCCUCCCUUUGUCAUUCCCCAUGAAGAAACUCCAAAACCAUCUGCUGUCAUCUCAAUUGGCCUAGAAAGACACCUGCUUAGGCAAAUUAGCACCAAUUUAUUUCUUCAGCAAACAGAUGAAGCCCUGUCUUGGUCCCUAACACACAUGCUGUUUCUGCAACAUAAUGUGGUGGGAAUUCUCAGCAAGUCUUGAGACCCUAGGCUUCCAUGCCCAACCCUCCUCAAGUGGCAGAGGUUACUAUUGGUGGUAGAUAAGUGAUUGUGUUAAGUCAGAGGUAGCCAAUGAAGAGCCUUCCUGUUACUGCUGGACUCCAACUCCCAUCACACCUGACCAUGCUUGCUGGGGCUGAUGGGAGUUGUAGUUCAACAGCAUAUGGAGGCUGCCACUUUGGCUAACCCUGUUUUUCAGAGGCCAAAAUGAGAGUAUAAGCUUGGCUCUUUGUCAAACACAGAGUUCUGGUAGUUGUGUAAUAUGUAAGCUGCCUUCAGCGCAUCAGGAGAGAAAAGCUGGGGUAUAAAUGCCCUAAUAGAAUCACUGUCUUCCUUGGAAUUUUGUCUGCUUUUUUAUGGUUGCUAAUA